GCCUGGCAGUUGUGCUCGGGAUUGCAUGAUGUGUUGAUGCACCGCUACCCUCGCAAACGAUUUCAAUGGUGGAUGAGUGACUUACUUAUCCAGAGUGGAUGCCUCGACCGAUGGUAGCGCUUAGCGCGGUAUGACGGAAGUAGAGGAUAGCGACGCGUCAUUUUUUUCCACCGUCAGCACAAAUGCCACCGUGCCUGAUCCUUGCCUCCGCGUACGAAAAUAUUGGUGUUUUCUGCUAUCAAGUAUCUGUACAUUUCUUGUGGGCCUCCUUAGCGUUUUAAUAUGGCGCGCCUUUGCCUUCCUGUGCUGUCGCAAAGAAGCCGAGUAUGGGCCCAACGAUCCAAAACAAAAAGAGCAAAAGCUCGCCCGACAAGGGAAACAAGAGUUCGAAGGUACCUUCAUGACAGAAGCAAAAGAUUGGGCGGGAGAACUUAUCUCGGGACAAACAACUACCGGCCGCAUAUUGGUUGUGCUAGUGUUUAUUCUAAGUAUUGCUUCACUAAUAAUAUACUUCAUAGAUGCAUCCAAUGACAAAGUGGAGCGCUGCCAAGAGUGGAGCAGCAACAUCACGCAACAAAUCGACCUUGCCUUCAACAUAUUUUUUAUGGUCUAUUUUUUUAUAAGAUUUAUAGCAGCUAGCGAUAAGUUAUGGUUCAUGCUAGAGAUGUAUUCCUUCGUAGAUUACUUUACGAUACCCCCGUCCUUUGUCUCCAUAUACCUGGAUCGUACUUGGAUAGGUCUUCGUUUCCUUCGUGCAUUACGACUUAUGACCGUACCAGAUAUUUUACAAUAUCUCAAUAUACUGAAAACGUCAAGUUCCAUUCGUCUUGCACAAUUGGUGUCCAUAUUUAUAUCAGUGUGGCUUACUGCUGCAGGAAUAAUCCAUUUGUUGGAAAACUCAGGCGAUCCAUUAGAGUUCAGCAAUUCACACAAAAUGCCCUACUGGAACUGUGUUUAUUUUCUAAUUGUGACAAUGUCAACAGUAGGUUAUGGUGAUGAACACUGUGAUACACUACUUGGUCGAACAUUCUUAGUAUUUUUUCUUCUCGUUGGUUUGGCGAUAUUUGCCAGUUGUAUCCCUGAGAUAAUUGACUUGAUCGGGACUAGGCCGAAGUAUGGUGGCACUUUGAAGAAUGAAAGAGGCAGAAGGCAUAUCGUGGUUUGUGGGCACAUCACAUAUGAAUCCGUCUCUCAUUUCCUCAAAGAUUUUUUACACGAAGAUCGUGAGGACGUAGAUGUGGAGGUAGUCUUUCUUCAUAGGAAACCACCUGACCUUGAACUGGAAGGUCUCUUCAAGAGACACUUUACAACUGUAGAGUUCUUCCAAGGUACCAUCAUGAACCCUAUCGACUUACAAAGGGUGAAGGUUCAUGAAGCAGACGCCUGUUUAGUGUUGGCUAACAAAUAUUGCCAAGAUCCAGAUGCCGAAGAUGCGGCCAAUAUUAUGAGAGUGAUUUCAAUUAAAAACUAUAGUGAUGACAUUCGAGUUAUAAUCCAACUAAUGCAAUACCACAAUAAGGCUUACUUGUUAAACAUUCCAUCUUGGGACUGGAAGCAAGGAGAUGAUGUAAUAUGCUUGGCUGAAUUGAAGCUAGGAUUUAUUGCGCAAUCCUGCUUAGCGCCUGGAUUCUCGACCAUGAUGGCGAACCUUUUCGCCAUGCGUUCAUUCAAAACGUCCCCUGAUAUGCAAGUCUGGCAGAACGAUUACCUGCAAGGCACAGGAUGCGAGAUGUACACUGAGACUCUGUCCCCCUCGUUCACAGGCAUGACAUUCCCACAGGCCAGCGAGUUAUGCUUCACCAAGCUGAAGUUACUUCUCCUCGCGAUAGAAAUUAAAGGCAACGAUGAUGGAGUGGAUUCAAAAAUUUCUAUUAAUCCAAGAGGUGCGAAAAUUCAAGCAAAUACUCAGGGAUUUUUUAUUGCGCAAUCAGCAGACGAAGUUAAAAGGGCCUGGUUUUACUGCAAGGCGUGCCAUGAUGAGAUUAAAGAUGAAACUUUAAUCAAGAAAUGUAAAUGCAAAAACUAUGUGGGAAUGAUCAUGAUGCAGACGGGCAUGGUGAAACAAGGCCUUAACUCCAUCUAUCACAGACAUCUGGAGGUGGCUACAUUCAGGAAAGGCGUUCGUACCGUACAGAUGGUUGGUCGAGCAAGCGAGGACUUCACAAACUUGUUUCCAAAUGACCACCAUCCUCCCCCAACUUUCACACCACCAGAGUUGCCCAAGAAGGUUCACGUCCGAGGUGACAUUGGCCGCCACGACGAUUUAAACUUAACACACAGAAAUCAAAAUCACAGAGCCAACGCGCUCCCAACGGCAAAUAUGGUAAACUCGACUAAACAAGUGAAUAAAGUUAAGCCGAACGUGAAUAGAACGACUACCGAUAGUUUGGUAUCGCCGGGUUUCAACUCCAGACCGCCGGAGCAGGAUACUACGUCUUAUGCCGGCUAUCAUCUUGCCUAUGAAGUCAAAAAACUCAUGCCGACUAGUAGAUCAAGCGGAGGAACCAAUCAGAAUAACAAUGGUGUUGCUUUACCGGUAGGCUUAGCCGAUGAUCAAGCGAAGGAUUUCGAUUUUGAGAAGACAGAAAUGAAGUACGACAGUACCGGAAUGUUCCAUUGGGGGCCGGCUAAAAAUUUAGAAGACUGUAUACUUGAUCGAAAUCAAGCCGCAAUGACUGUAUUAAACGGACAUGUGGUGGUGUGCCUAUUUGCUGAUCCAGAUUCUCCAUUAAUAGGACUUCGAAAUUUAGUUAUGCCAUUAAGAGCUAGUAAUUUUCAUUAUCACGAAUUAAAACAUGUAGUUGUAGUUGGAUCGAUAGAGUAUAUCAAACGAGAAUGGAAAAUGUUGCAAAAUUUACCGAAAAUAUCUGUGUUAAAUGGUUCACCGCUGAGCAGAGCAGAUUUACGCGCGGUAAACGUGAAUUUAUGUGAUAUGUGCUGCAUUCUGUCUGCAAAAGUGCCAAGCAAUGACGAUCCAACGUUAGCAGAUAAAGAAGCAAUUUUAGCCUCCUUAAAUAUUAAAGCGAUGACGUUUGAUGAUACUAUAGGUGUUCUUAGUCAAGUAAAUGGAGAUGCCGAUGGAACUCCUGGUAGUCCAAUAGUGCUACAAAGGAGAGGGUCAGUGUAUGGCGCAAAUGUACCUAUGAUAACAGAAUUGGUGAAUGAUAGUAAUGUUCAAUUUCUGGAUCAAGACGAUGAUGACGAUCCCGAUACUGAGUUAUAUCUUACACAACCUUUCGCCUGUGGUACAGCGUUCGCCGUUAGCGUGUUGGAUUCCUUAAUGUCUACAACUUAUUUUAACCAAAAUGCCUUAACUUUGAUACGAUCGUUGAUAACAGGUGGAGCAACACCAGAACUAGAAUUAAUAUUAGCAGAAGGUGCGGGCCUUCGUGGCGGCUAUAGCACACCUGAUAGUUUAUCUAAUAGAGAUCGAUGUAGGGUCGGUCAAAUAUCGCUAUAUGAUGGUCCAUUAGCGCAAUUUGGAGAAGGUGGAAAAUAUGGAGAUUUAUUUAUAUCUGCGCUUAAACAAUAUGGAAUGCUAUGCAUAGGAUUAUAUAGAUUUCGAGAUACUAGUAAUUCCUGCGAUGCUAGUAGUAAACGUUACGUAAUAACUAACCCUCCAGAUGAUUUCCAAUUAUUGCCCUCGGAUCAGGUGUUUGUGUUAAUGCAGUUUGAUCCUGGAUUAGAAUACAAGCAAGUACGAGGACGACAUAGAACAGGUCAAGGAAGUGGGACGGGAGGAGGAGGCACCAAUAAGGAUGAUAACUCUUGACUAUUACUUUGUAGCGCCCUCACAGAUGGCCCCUAUUCCUAUAUCUAAAAUAAUUACCAUUCCAAUACCUUUGUUCCUUAAUUUAUACCAUUGUUACAAGGUGUGUUAUAUUUUAUAAUAAGUAGCUCAAUCUCAUUUUAUUGUUUUAACAUCUGGAUAAUUUAAUUAUAAGUAUAUUUUUUCCCAACCAUUUACAAUGCAUUCUGAAAAACAAAAAUGAAAACGAGAUAUUUGGAAUCAAUAAAUAACUGCACAUUGUACAUGGUAGUUAAUGUACCACUGCUUCUAUAACGUGUGAUACAUUGUCUUUCUUAAAAAGAAUUUAAAAUUUUUGGUACAUUAUCUGCUAUAUGGAUGGUUCAGAAUGCAAUUCUUUUUGUGUGUUAGAUCUUGCCAGUACACUUUACAUGAAAAGAGGGCGCUACAAGUAAAAAUAAAAUAGUGCUUUUAUACAUAUUUACCUAAAUAUAUUAUAAAUUAAUCGAACAUUAUUAGGUAGAUCACAUCGGCAGUACCUAAUUUAAAAAAAAAAUAAACAGUUCUAAAUACUGCUAAUCACACUAUACCAAACGCAGUGGUGUACGCAAACAGACAGAAAAAGUUUGAGCUUUUAGAGUAAUUAUUGUUAAUGUACCUAGUUACGUGUUAGAAACAAAAAUCAGAGGUGGGUAAUGACCUAAUAACUAAUUAUCUGUUGUUUUUUAUAAGUACCUACCUAUAGCUUUUGUACAAUUUCUGUGUAAGAUAUAUGAAGACAGACUGUAAAAUAUGUACAGUUUUAAUCUUAAAUUGUGAUAUUGUAAAUAAGUAAUUAUAAGGGUAAGCCUGUCUCAUUUUGCUGAAUUAUGUAUUGUGUGAAUAAAAUAUUAUAUAGACACUAGAUAUAUUAAAUUUAUUUUAGCAAUUCUUUAUGUAAUACACCAAAAUAUACACUUUAAAAUUGAACAGAUUUUAAAAUGUGCUUUAACCAAAUAAAUAUACAUAUAUUUCUAAAGUAGAAUUUUAAAUCCAUCUCUGUAUGCCCACCAUGGGCAAUACCAAUAGAAAUAUCAUACAAUCUCUCACAAGUGUGUCUUGUUUUGUAAUUACUAUGCUAAAUUCAUUUCAAUUACCUACUCAUCAACAAUUAUUAUGUUUAAGCAUUACCUGUUGACAUUUGGCCAAUAAAAUAUAAUUGUCUAAUUUGAACACACAAAAAACAUAUCAAGUAAAAAACAUGUUGUUUGUCUUAACACAGUUAUUGAAAUGAAAUUAGUUUAAAGUGAAAAAGUUGAGAAGCAUCUGCGAGUAGAUUAAACAUAAAAAGAACUGUAAGUAACUAAACAUUUUACUUAAAGUACUUUUCUGUAUAUUUAUAAUAAUAAUGCAUUAAAAUAAUUUUUUACAUAACAGUGAUAACACUUAGAAUUUGCUCUGAUUAAAUAUUGCAUUAUCAUGGCACUGAGCAAUUGACUUUAUUAC
Messenger RNA from Photinus pyralis (common eastern firefly), 5233 nucleotides. RefSeq names its product calcium-activated potassium channel slowpoke (gene slo). Lineage: Eukaryota; Metazoa; Arthropoda; Insecta; Coleoptera; Lampyridae. The transcript is spliced from 28 exons. Gene Ontology annotation, cellular component: postsynaptic membrane. The coding region runs from base 131 to 3772 and encodes 1213 amino acids. Gene Ontology annotation, molecular function: large conductance calcium-activated potassium channel activity. The record is from RefSeq and is a predicted model, not a curated record. Gene Ontology annotation, biological process: transmembrane transport; potassium ion transport.